AUGAGCUCCACUCCGCUUCGGGCUGCUAUUCUGAUAGUCUCCACGACUGCCGCCAAGGAUCCGUCCGCCGAUGCCUCCGAAUCAGUACUGAGGAAUGUUUUCGAUUCGGAGGAAGGAAAAUGGCAGGUUGUUAAGACGGCCAUUGUCCCAGAUGUAACAACUCAGAUACAGCGCCAGCUCACGUCCUGGAGUGAUGGGCCUGAGAAGGUGAACCUCAUUGUUACCACUGGUGGCACUGGAUUUGCGCAGGGCGAUGAUACACCCGAGGCCGUUGCUGCUGUCCUGCACAGGCCAGCACCUGGUUUAGUGCACGCUAUGUUGAGUAGCUCCCUGGCAGUCACUCCAUACGUUUCGGAGGCCCUCGCCCUGAUAGAGGAGCAUACCCCGCGCCCCGACGUCGUGGUAACCAAAGUAGGCGUUGGGCUUGUUGGCUCCGUCCUGGCAGAGGAUGUCAUCGCUCGAGAGAAUGUUCCCGCGUUCCGCGCAAGUAUUGUCGAUGGGUAUGCUGUCGUUGUACCGUCCGACGGAAAUAUGAAGGGCAUCUACCCCGUUACGGCGGUCUCGCAUGCUGCACCCGGCGAAGAGAAACCUCUCAAAGAGGGAGAGAUCGCUAGAAUUACCACUGGGGCCCCUCUUCCUAUCGGAGCCACUAGCGUAAUCAUGGUCGAAGACACUGUUCUCAAGAGCAUGACUGAUGACGGGACGGAGGAGGAAGAAGUUGAGAUACUUGCCGAGGGAGUAAAGGAAGGGGAGAACAUUAGGGAAGUGGGUAGUGAUAUCAAACAAGGCGCAAAGAUCCUCUCUAAAGGCGAGAAGGUAUCUGGCGUUGGCGGAGAGCUUGGUCUCCUUGCCGCGGUCGGUGUAGCGGAAGUCAAGACCUAUCGUCGCCCCAUUGUGGGCGUGCUAUCUACAGGCGACGAGAUUGUGGAGCACGAUAGGCCAGGAGAUCUCCGCCUCGGCGAGGUGCGGGAUACAAACCGCAUCACGCUGAUGUCAGCAGUUCGCCAGUGGGGAUUCGAAGCGAUUGACCUUGGAAUCGCCCGCGACAAACCAGGCACUCUCGAACAAACUCUCCGAGACGGCCUGCGACGCGUUGACAUGAUCAUAACCACGGGUGGCGUCUCCAUGGGCGAGCUCGACCUUCUCAAGCCGACGAUCGAACGUGCCCUCGGCGGAACAAUCCACUUCGGUAGGGUCAACAUGAAGCCCGGCAAACCAACCACCUUCGCUACCGUGCCCGUGAAGACGAACUCUGGCGAGAGAAUAGUCAAACCAAUCUUCUCCCUUCCGGGUAACCCCGCGUCGGCGCUCGUCACAUUCCAUCUCUUCGUUCUGCCGUCGCUCCAUCACCUUUCAGGGGAAUCGCCUGCCGGCGUUCCGAGUGUGCCCGUCACUCUUUCGCAUGAUUUCCCUCUCGACAAGGGUCGUCCGGAAUAUCACCGCGCUUGCAUCUCGGUCGGCCACGACGGUAGGCUGUCAGCUAGCAGCACGGGUGGACAGCGGAGUUCAAAGGUGGGGAGCUUGAAGACGGCCAAUGCACUGUUAUGUAUGCCGAAGGGUGAAGGGUCGAUGAAGAAGGGAAAUACUGUUCAGGCGCUUCUCAUUGCCCCUAUCCAGCCAUCUUAA
Scedosporium apiospermum is the source of this 1626-nucleotide messenger RNA. RefSeq lists its product as uncharacterized. Lineage: Eukaryota; Fungi; Ascomycota; Sordariomycetes; Microascales; Microascaceae. Gene Ontology annotation, molecular function: molybdopterin molybdotransferase activity. Bases 1 to 1626 code for a protein of 541 amino acids. Gene Ontology annotation, biological process: molybdenum incorporation into molybdenum-molybdopterin complex; Mo-molybdopterin cofactor biosynthetic process. Gene Ontology annotation, cellular component: cytosol; cytoplasm. The record is from RefSeq and is a predicted model, not a curated record. The transcript is spliced from 3 exons.